AUGUUAUUCUGGCUUCAACAUAAAUGGUCUGGACUCUGGCUACUUAUAUUCGCCUUUGGCAGUCUAACACUUUUUCUUUAUGGCUUUUUUCCAUUAAAGUAUCAUUCUGGCAAAUUAGCUCAUAUGGAUGAUUUGCCAAAUUUUAUAGAUGGAGUCAGUAUUGAUGGCCAUGAAGUGUACAAUUCUGGUGAAAACAGUGUCAUUCUCAUGGUCAUAGAUGGGUUACGCUAUGACUUUGCAGCUGAGGAAUAUAUGCCUUACACUGGCCAGUUAAUUAAAAACAAAUCUGCAUGCAUUUAUGUUUCUGUUGCUGAGCCACCAACUGUCACAAUGCCCAGGAUUAAGUCACCUGAACGUAAGAAGGAAAAGGCACAAUGGAGGCGCACAAUAAACUUCUGGCGGGAUAUAUUUGCAAUGAUGACCGGUAGCGUGUCAACUUUUGCGGAUGUUGCUUUGAAUUUUGGCGCGCCCGCUGUCAAAGGCGACAGCAUACUUCGGGUUGCGUCAUCUAGGGGUCGCCACUCCGUAUUAUAUGGAGAUGACACUUGGUUGAGGUUAUUUCCUGGGUUAUGGACAGAAUCGGACGGAACGACGUCAUUUUUUGUCACAGAUUAUACAGAGGUGGACAACAACGUCACCAGACAUUUAGAUAGCGUACUUACUCCUUUAGAAGAUAAAAAACCCAAAUUCGAUUUCCUAGUACUUCACUAUUUAGGCUUAGACCAUAUCGGGCAUCUAGAGGGAGCUAGGAGUCCAAAAAUUAAACCAAAAUUAAUAGAAAUGGAUAGUAUUGUGAAAAAAAUACACACGGCUAUGCAAACAUGGGACAGAUCAGGGGUACUAAUAAUAUGCGGGGACCACGGAAUGCGGGACGCGGGGGGACACGGAGGGGCUUCGCCCGCCGAAGUGCUGGUCCCUUUAGUCGUGCUCAAGAGCACGGACUUCCAAUGCCCACACGAAUUAGGUCCAGGGCCCGUGGUGGCACAAGUGGACAUAGCCCCGACAAUAUCUUGGCUACUAAACGCCCCCAUCCCUGGAGACAGUACGGGCAAAUUUCUGCCAUCUCUGCUACCGAGUGAUAUCAGGCAACACUUGUAUUUACUACACGUGAACGCUCUUCAUAAUGUCAAGCAAGGCGUACCUACCGAUACCGAAUAUUAUAAGCAAUUCAAACGCGCAGAAACCCAAUUCGCUCGUUACCUCUCAACGGGACAACAGAGUGCCGCUCGAAUCGCGAAAGAGUUCUACGACGAAUCCUUGGCCGCCAUGUCCAAGCAAUUAUCAGAAGCAACCACGGACUUCGACGUGUUCGCUUUGGGAUUGGCUGUCGUGUUUUUAUAUUUGAUGUUGACGGCCCUCGUUUGCGUGACUCUGUACUCCCUCCAACCGGAAAACCAACGUAAGAUAAGCGUGACGGACAAACACAAAACGAACUUGGGCACGGUUGUCGCGUUUGCGGUGAUCUUCGCGAUCAUCGCCUCGACCCUCACGUUGACCUGCUUCAUCAGCGAAACGAGGAGCCAGUUCUGCUCCUUCGGGCCCUCGUGGUCCGCCGUCUUUUUGGCCUCGGCCGUCGCUCUGACCUUCGCCUACUUCCUCGUGAAGAUCGGUUUGGAGAAAAUCCGGGAUCUGUCGACGUUGCGGGAUUUGAAUGCGAUCGAUUUCCUGCUGAUCCUCGGCACUCUUUUCCACGCCUGGUCGUUCUUCGGCACGAGUUUCAUAGAGGAGGAGCACAUGACGUGGUACUUCUUUUGGAAUACGCUGAUGUUCUUCGUGUUGGUGCGAACGAUCGUGGUGAUCGUUUUGUACUUCGGCAAGCGGCUGUCGGGGGCCACCGAAGUUCAGGAGAAGCCGGAGUUGGAACACCGAAUGAGCGACGUCGGCGUCGGUAUCGUGCCGAAGUGGGUGUUGUUGAUCGGUUUGCAUAGAUAUCUCCGUACAAUGAACCAAACGGGCGACAGGUGGCUCUUCCUUCCAGACACGGCCGAUUGGUUGAACGCUCCGGAGAACUCGAUUUAUCUCCAAGCUCAUCUUAUUAUAGGCACUCUCGCGACCUUUGCGAUCUGUCUCAGAAACAUCCGCCACAUGAACAACCAUCUGAAGAUACAUUCGGUGCUCACAAUUCUGUCCACGCUUUGUAUAUUUCUGUACCGAAUCAGCGCGGGAUCCAUCCGUCUGCCGAACGAAGUCCCGAAAUGGGACGCAGAGCAAGUGGUCCAAGUGUUUUGGUGGCUUUUAGCCGCUCAAACUAUAUUCGAAGUCAUCACUUAUGUCGGUGCGUUUCCGAACGGGAAUAGGUUCGUUUAUAACAAGCCCAAAGCGAAAACCGAAGAUUAUUUCUACGACAACGCGGAAGAACCGUGGAACUUGAACGACGUCAAGUUAAACUUAGCCAGAUCUUUGACUCACAUAAUGUACAAUCAAAUGAUGCUGAUAAUAGUUCUGUUGAUGCGUCCCCACAAUGUCAUCAUGGUGCCCAGCAUCUAUAUCACUUGCCUGCUCACGGCUAAAUGCCUAGACCAUAAGUUGUUGGAUUCGAGACCCGGAAGAAACACGGAGGGCGCCGACACUUUGAGUCUAACUUUAGCGCACAUUUGGAUCGGAGCUGUGUUUUAUUUUUACCAGGGCAACUCCAACAGCCUGGCCUCGGUGGACCUGGGCUCGGGUUACGUGGGUCUGAGUGAAUACAGCCCGGUCCGGGUCGCCGCCCGCAUGGGCCUCCAUGCAUACGCCGGGCCCGCUUUGUCUGGGGCGCAUUUAUUCUGCUCGUUGCCUUAUACAGAUAUUAACAGAUACCGUCAAGCAGUGUGGCGCGUUACAAACAUAAUGGCGCUACAGAGAGUGUACCAAGUCGUAAUUUAUUGCGUUAUAGCGAUAAUAUUCAGGCACCAUCUGUUCGUGUGGUCGGUGUUUUCACCUAAAUUGCUAUACGACUUUGUCGCGACAAUAUUCUCCGUCCAGGCGUUGUUGACGAUCGCAGAAAUCGUUUGUUUGACGCACGUAGUUAGUUGGAUUUCUAGGUGCAUAACGUAUAGGAGGGUAACUUAG
Molecule: messenger RNA, 3048 nt
Organism: Pieris macdunnoughi
Lineage: Eukaryota; Metazoa; Arthropoda; Insecta; Lepidoptera; Pieridae
Source: the annotation of a GenBank genome assembly